AGGCUGAAGGCUGCGGUUCACUACACUGUUGGCUGCCUGUGUCAGGAGGUUGCAGAAGACAAAGACGUGCAAUUCAGCAAACAAACCAUUGCAGCUAUUUCAGAGAUCACCUUCAGGCAGUGUGAGAACUUUGCAAAAGACCUUGAAGUGUUUGCAAGGCACGCAAAGCGGAGCACAGUCACUAUAGAAGAUGUGAAGCUUUUGGCUAGAAGGAGCAGUUCUUUGCUCAAUUAUAUCACUGAGAAGAGCGAAGAGCUCGCAUUAAGUAACAUGGAGCAAAAGGAAAAGAAGAAAAAGAAGUCCAGUGCAGUCAAGGAAGAGAGAACUUCAGGGGAACAUGAAGCAGCUGUGACUGAAAGUGAAGAUUCCAACAUGGCAUGA
Messenger RNA from Nestor notabilis (Kea), 381 nucleotides. Its product is annotated as centromere protein S-like. The annotation marks the transcript as partial. Gene Ontology annotation, biological process: replication fork processing; resolution of meiotic recombination intermediates. Gene Ontology annotation, molecular function: protein heterodimerization activity; chromatin binding. The record is from RefSeq and is a predicted model, not a curated record. The transcript is spliced from 4 exons. Gene Ontology annotation, cellular component: FANCM-MHF complex; Fanconi anaemia nuclear complex. Lineage: Eukaryota; Metazoa; Chordata; Aves; Psittaciformes; Psittacidae.